GCAGUCCUCUUCCGGGUGAUGGCGGCCGGGUGCCCCGGAUGUAGCCCUGGCGCAAGCAUCUCUUCUUUUCUCCACCUCGCCUCCUGCGGGUUCACAGCUUGAGAAACACCUGUUUGCCCCGUCAUGCCAAAGAGGAAAGUGACCUUCCAAGGUGUGGGAGAUGAGGAGGAUGAGGAUGAAAUCAUUGUCCCCAAGAAGAAGCUGGUGGACCCUGUGGCUGGGUCAGGGGGUCCUGGGAGCCGCUUCAAAGGCAAACACUCUUUGGAUAGCGAUGAGGAGGAUGAUGAUGAUGAUGGGGGGUCCAGCAAAUAUGACAUCUUGGCCUCAGAGGAUGUAGAAGGUCAGGAGGCAGCCACACUCCCCAGCGAGGGGGGUGUUCGGAUCACACCCUUUAACCUGCAGGAGGAGAUGGAGGAAGGCCACUUUGAUGCCGAUGGCAACUACUUCCUGAACCGGGAUGCUCAGAUCCGAGACAGCUGGCUGGACAACAUUGACUGGGUGAAGAUCCGGGAGCGGCCACCUGGCCAGCACCAGGCCUCAGACUCGGAGGAGGAGGACAGCUUGGGCCAGACCCCAAUGAGUGCCCAAGCCCUCUUGGAGGGACUUUUGGAGCUCCUAUUGCCUAGAGAGACAGUGGCUGGGGCACUGAGGCGUCUGGGGGCCCGAGGAGGAGGCAAAGGGAGCAAGGGGCCUGGGCGACCCAGUUCCCCUCAGCGCCUGGACCGGCUCUCCGGGUUGGCCGACCAGAUGGUGGCCCGGGGCAACCUUGGCGUGUACCAGGAAACGAGGGAACGGUUGGCUAUGCGUCUGAAGGGUUUGGGGUGUCAGACGCUGGGACCCCACAAUCCCACACCCCCACCCUCCCUGGACAUGUUUGCUGAGGAGGUGGCGGAGGAGGAACUGGAGACCCCAACCCCUACCCAGAGAGGAGAAGCAGAGUCGUUGGGAGAUGGUCUGGUGGACGUGAUGUGGGAAUAUAAGUGGGAGAACACGGGGGAUGCCGAGCUGUAUGGGCCCUUCACCAGCGCCCAGAUGCAGACCUGGGUGAGUGAAGGCUACUUCCCGGACGGUGUUUAUUGCCGGAAGCUGGACUCCGCUGGUGGUCAGUUCUACAACUCUAAACGCAUUGACUUUGAUCUCUACACCUGAGCUUGCUGGGGGCCCAGUUUGGUAGGCCCGUCUUUCGUGGACUUUGUGGAGGAGGCACCAAGUGUCUCAGGCAGUGAGGAAAUUGGAGGCCAUUUUUCAGUCAAUUUCCCUUUCCCAAUAAAAGCCUUUAGUUGUGUACUGGGGCCUUGGCUGUGCUGAUGGCCAGAAGCCCAGGGGCCUUCUCCACAGUCCCUUUGGACUUGUCUUGGUCCCUGAGUGCUCCCAUGAAGAUCCUCCUUGGAGGUGCCUGUCAGGUGUCCUGUGGCCUCCCUGCCUGGACUCUGCUUGCGGUGUAAACACCCCCAACUGCGCUACUCUGUGCUCCUCUCCCAGGUUUCUUAUUCAGUUCCUCUUAGGUCUUUGGCUUUCAGGACCUCAGAUUCUUUGUCCUUGCAGCCACCAGAGGAUAGAGCCCCAGAAGUGGAGCUUUUAUGCCCGGAAGGACCAGGGCAUCGAUAAGACAUUGGGACCCUGUUGGGGGUGAGCAUGGAACCCUCUUACUCUUGCUCCACCCUCUCAAGCUCCUUAGAUGCUGGGCAGAAGUGGGAUGAGUGGCUCAAGACCGAGAUCCCUAAGGUUCUGAGAGCCAGUGUCUUCCCUAAUCUGGCUUUCCUCUAUCCUUGCCAUCGUUCCCACAGCCCUUUAGUGAAGUGCAAACUCAAUGGUCAAGUGUGGGCCAAGCGUGCAUUGUACUGGCACAGAGAGGGGCAGUGACUCACUGGAGGUCACAGGAAUCAAAGGGCUGGCCCAGACCCAGUGGGUUCCUUUCCCAGACCUUUCUUGGCACGAAGCCUUUGCUGCCUGGCCUUUGAGGCCCUGCGGCCUACAUUCUCUGGGCCCCACUGUGUGCCUGGCACAGGGCUAGUGCCUUGAGGAAACUGAGGUAGCUGGGUUGGUCCCCUUCCAGGAAUUCAGAGUGGUGGCAGAGGCAUGGGAGAUAGACAGAUGUAAUUCUGUAGCCUGGGCAUGGCACCCUCCACCCCCACGCCCCACCAUCAUUGCCUUACACCUCCCUUGCACCACGUUAGAUGGUUUCUUCCGGUUUUCCACUCUGGCUGCCCCUUGGAGUCUCCUGGGGAGCUGUAAUACCUCUUUGGAGUUUCGGAUUGAGCUGGUCUAGGUUGUGGCCCAGGCAUUGGGUAUUUCGGAAGCCCCCAGGUGUUUUCAGCUUACAGCCAGGCCGAGAGAGAGCCCCUGGGUCAGACCCCCAUGGUUUAGGCACACCUAGCGGGAGGGGUGGCUCCUGGACCCCACCAUGGUUGUGGAGCUGAGCAUGUGUGUGGCUUUAGUGGGGUCUGUUAGUUACGGGGGUCUGGGCACUGGAGCUGCAGGGCACUUGGGAUCCCAGGGCAGAAAGGGCCAGAUGAGCAACUAGGAAAGACUUGGGGGCCAGGGCGGAGUGGGGUUUCCUGACACUCUUGUGAGGCCCAUUCUAGUGCCUGCUCACACCGGAAUUUCAUUCACUCCAAGAAGCCAUCAGUAAGAUACCUUCCUCUAAAUGUCACUAAGAAAGAAGAGGCCUGCCGGUGACACAGUAAAAUGCCAUUGGUCUAAAGAUGCGUCUUGAUUUCAGAAAGGUUCGGAAGUAGAAAGCAGGUGUCAGGGCUGCUGAAGUACAGGGUUCUCCUAUAGGCCCCAGAGAUGGUCUCUCAGGGGUGCUGAGUGAGUGCGUGGUAAAUGGAUGGAGCCCGGGGCACCUCCUGCCAGUGUCCUCCAGGCACUCAAACCUAGCCCUUCCGAAGCCGACCUCACGUGACCUCACAGCCCCUCCUGAAGGCGCCUCACUGAUGACGAUGGUGGGUGGAAUAACAGCCCCGAAAGAUGUCCAGGUUUGGAACCCCAGGACCUGGGAAAGUGUUACCUUGUGUGGCAAAAGGGACCCGGCACCUGUGCUUCAGUUCAGGAUUUCAUGGUGGGGAGAUGACCGUGGAUGGUUGAGGUGGGCCCCGAGUAAUCAUGGGGGCCCUUAUAAGGGAAAGGGAGUCAGGAGGGUCUGCACAUGAAGCAAGGAAGCUUCUGGCUGUGAAGAUGGCAAGAAGGCCUGGGGCCAGGCGAUGAGGUGGCCCCUGGAGGAGCUGGAAAAGGCACUGAAUUCUGCCCCAGAGCCUCCGUGGAGAAACAAAGCCGCACUGACACGACUUCAGCCCGGUGAAAACCAUUUUGGACUCCUGACCUCUAGAACUGUAAGAUAAUAAAUUGGUGUGGUUUUCAGCCUCUCA
Molecule: messenger RNA, 3368 nt
Organism: Symphalangus syndactylus (siamang)
Lineage: Eukaryota; Metazoa; Chordata; Mammalia; Primates; Hylobatidae
Gene: CD2BP2
Product: CD2 cytoplasmic tail binding protein 2
Cellular component (GO): U5 snRNP
Molecular function (GO): protein binding
Source: RefSeq, a predicted model, not a curated record